Mya arenaria is the source of this 957-nucleotide messenger RNA. RefSeq names its product leukotriene B4 receptor 1-like. Gene Ontology annotation, cellular component: plasma membrane. The record is from RefSeq and is a predicted model, not a curated record. NCBI's taxonomy places the organism in Eukaryota, Metazoa, Mollusca, Bivalvia, Myida, Myidae. The transcript has a single exon. Gene Ontology annotation, molecular function: G protein-coupled receptor activity. The coding region runs from base 1 to 957 and encodes 318 amino acids. Gene Ontology annotation, biological process: G protein-coupled receptor signaling pathway.
AUGAAGCGGUACAACCCGUCCGCGUUAUAUCUGGUUGCAAUUACAGUGUGCGAUAUAUCAUACCAAAUAUUCCACGUGUUCUUUUACCUGAAAUACUUUUGGGGACUUUCCUCACUCGGCUAUCCCGGCCUCUGCCAAAUCUGGAAUAUUCUUAACAUGAUUCCUCAAUACGGAAGUCAGCUGCUGGUUCUCGGAUUUUCAACAGAACGAUUUAUCUCUAUCAUCCGACCAUUUCAAAGCGACAGAUUUAGUCGGAUAAAAAGAGCUCCGUAUGAAGUAGGAACAAUCAUGGUAUUUGUGUUUUUGUUGUCUAUUCCACAAGGCUACUUUUGGCACGUAAAUGGAAACGGAUCUUGUACUAUUAGGACACAAACUGCAGUUCUUGUAUUCUACGAACAUUGGGCAAUUGUGACUGAAAGUAUUCUGUUUUUUAUAGUACCACUAACAAAUCUUAUCCUGAAUUAUAUAGUUUUACGAAAAGCGUCCCAAGCACUGGGGCAUAACGAGUAUCUCCGAACAAAUUCCAUUAAUCAUUGUAAUGCCAACCAAAACUUCAAACAAAAUAAACCGAUGACGAAAACAUUACUUGCGAUAGCUUUUUUUCGAAUUCUCACUCAGCUGCCCAUGUCAGUGACGUAUACUCUCCAGAACUUUCCAUCACUGAACUUUGGACCAUUUCCUAUGCCGUUGGCCCAAAUGGCGUACGAUCCACAGUGGAAACGCUUCUUGAACUAUUAUUCGGUUCGGAUAUUGAUAGAAACGUUUGCUGUAUCUCAUCAUGCCCUAAGCAUUUUCAUUUUUUACGCUUCGACAAAACAAUUUAGGGAUGAACUCCAUCGUAAGCUAAAGUGGUUCUCGACAGUGUCCUUUAGACGAAGGAAAGAGAAGGGGCCGCCUGCUUCUACAAGAUUAAAACUUUCUUCUACAUUAAAACGAACAGGGUUAUCAAAUGUGUGA